Molecule: messenger RNA, 2675 nt
Organism: Symphalangus syndactylus (siamang)
Lineage: Eukaryota; Metazoa; Chordata; Mammalia; Primates; Hylobatidae
Gene: IL10RB
Product: interleukin 10 receptor subunit beta
Biological process (GO): cytokine-mediated signaling pathway
Cellular component (GO): plasma membrane
Molecular function (GO): protein binding; interleukin-10 receptor activity
Source: RefSeq, a predicted model, not a curated record
UUUUCUUUUUUUUUUGAGACAGGGUUUUGCUCUGUCGCUUCGCCCAGGCUGGAGUGCAGUGGCUUGAUCGCGCCUCACCGCCACCUCCGCCUCCCGGGUUCAAGCGAUUUUCCUCCCUCAGUCUCCCGAGUAGCUGGAAUUACAGGUGUGUGCCACUACACCUGGCUAAUUUUUGUAUUUUUAUUGGAGAUGGGGUUUCGCCAUGUUGGCCAGGCUGGUCUCGAACUGCUGACCUCAGGUGAUUCAUCUGCCUCGGCCUCCCAAAGAGCUGGGAUUACAGGCGCGAGCCACCAUGCCUGGCCAGGUUUCGAGUUUUCUAUUAAAAGGUUUGAAAAUAAUUUCUGUCUCUAGCCCACAUCUGUUCUUGGUGUGACCUCUGGGCUCAUUCAUCUGGCUGUCUCCCUGACGUUCCUACUUCAGCCCCUCCCCAGCAUCUCCAACCUAAUGCAGCUCAAAUGGGACUCGUGAGUUCCCCAGCUGAGCUCCAAUCGGGGCACCAGCUGCUUAAGCCCAAAAUGGACAUUGACCUCAGCUUUUAUGCAUCAAAUGUAUCAGGAAGUCUCCAGUUUGUUUUUACCUCUGGAAAUAUAUCUGAAAUCCACAUACCCCACCCUACCCCCUCAUACCUUUCUGCCACCACGCAAAUCCAAGGCUCCUUUGUCUGUCCCCACUUUACUCCUGCCCCUCCAGAAAUUUAUCCUCAUGGCUGUUCAAAGAAAAUCUAGCCUCCUCAGCACAGCCAACCUGUCUCUGUCUCCCUCCCUCACCCACGUGGCCUUUGAAGACAUGGAGCCAUAGAGGAGAACCAAGUACUGGAUGUGGGCUUUCUCAUGGGCUUCCAUUUUGAGGAAAAAGGUUGUAAAUGUUUUUGUCUUAUUUUCAUAGCAUUGGGAAUGGUACCACCUCCCGAAAAUGUCAGAAUGAAUUCUGUUAAUUUCAAGAACCUUCUACAGUGGGAGUCACCUGCUUUUGCCAAAGGGAACCUGACUUUCACAGCUCAGUACCUAAGUUAUAGGAUAUUCCAAGAUAAAUGCAUGAGUACUACCUUGACGGAAUGUGAUUUCUCAAGUCUUUCCAAGUAUGGUGACCACACCUUGAGAGUCAGGGCUGAAUUUGCAGAUGAGCAUUCAGACUGGGUAAACAUCACCUUCUGUCCUGUGGAUGACACCAUUAUUGGACCCCCUGGAAUGCAAGUAGAAGUACUUGCUGAUUCUUUACAUAUGCGUUUCUUAGCCCCUAAAAUUGAGAAUGAAUAUGAAACUUGGACUAUGAGGAAUGUGUAUAACUCAUGGACUUAUAAUGUGCAAUACUGGAAAAACGGUACUGAUGAAAAGUUUCAAAUUACUCCCCAGUAUGACUUUGAGGUCCUCAGAAACCUGGAGCCAUGGACAACUUAUUGUGUUCAAGUUCGAGGGUUUCUUCCUGAUCGGAACAAAGCUGGGGAAUGGAGUGAGCCUGUCUGUGAGCAAACAACCAAUGACGAAACGGUCCCCUCCUGGAUGGUGGCCGUCAUCCUCAUGGCCUCGGUCUUCGUGGUCUGCCUGGCACUCCUCGGCUGCUUCGCCUUGCUGUGGUGCGUUUACAAGAAGACAAAGUACGCCUUCUCCCCUAGGAAUUCUCUUCCACAGCACCUGAAAGAGUUUUUGGGCCAUCCUCACCAUAACACACUUCUGUUUUUCUCCUUUCCAUUGUCGGAUGAGAAUGAUGUUUUCGACAAGCUAAGUGUCAUUGCAGAAGACUCUGAGAGCGGCAAGCAGAAUCCUGGUGACAGCUGCAGCCUCGGGACCCCGCCUGGGCAGGGACCCCAGAGCUAGGCUCUGAGAAGGAAACACACUCGGCUGGGCACAGUGACAUACUCCGUCUCACAUCUGCCUCAGUGAGGGAUCAGGGCAGCAAACGAGGGCCAAGACCAUCUGAGCCAGCCCCACAUCUAGAACUCCCAGACCCUGGACUUAGCCACCAAAGAGCUGCAUUUUAAAGGCUCUCUUGGCAAAAAUACUCCAUUUGGGAACUCACUGCCUUAUACAGGCUUUCAUGAUGUUUUCAACAUUUGGCCACCGAGAGUGUAAUUUUCAGCCUCUUAUAUCACUAAAAUAGGAUCAUGUUUUAAUUGUGAGAAACAGGGCCGAGCACAGUGGCUCAUGCCUGUAAUACCAGCACCUUGGGAGGUCAAGGCAGGCGGAUCAUCUGAGGUCAGGAGUUCAAGACCAGCCUGGCCAACAUGGUGAAACCCUGUCUCUACUAAAAAUACAAAAAUUAGCUGGGCAUGAUGGCAUGUGCCUAUAAUCCCAGCUACUCGAGUGCCUGAGGCAGGAGAAUUGCUUGAACCCGGGAGGAGGAGGAGGUUGCAGUGAGCCAAGACAGCGGCACUGCACUCCAGCCUGGGUGACAAAGUGAGACUCCAUCUCGCUUUGUGAGAUAGAAAAAUUGUGAGACACAGAAAUAUUUAAAAUGAGGAAUCAGAAUGGAGAUGUUACGUCUGGUAGAUGUAAUAUUCUACCAGGUUAUGGAUGGACUGAUCUGAAAAUCGACCUCAACUCAAGGGUGGUCAGCUCAGUGCUAUACAGAACAUGGACUUUUGGAUUCUUUGGGGUACUUUGAAUUUAUUUUUCUACCUAUAUAUGUUUUAUAUGCUGCUGGUGCUCCAUUAAAGUUUUACUCUGUGUUGCACUGUA